Girardinichthys multiradiatus is the source of this 1722-nucleotide messenger RNA. It is a transcript of the gene wdr5, whose product is annotated as WD repeat domain 5. Gene Ontology annotation, cellular component: Set1C/COMPASS complex. Bases 226 to 1227 code for a protein of 333 amino acids. The record is from RefSeq and is a predicted model, not a curated record. The transcript has 14 exons. NCBI's taxonomy places the organism in Eukaryota, Metazoa, Chordata, Actinopteri, Cyprinodontiformes, Goodeidae. Gene Ontology annotation, molecular function: histone binding.
GCAGUGCCUCAGCACACCACAUUCCCCGCUUCUCUUUUACUUUGCAGGUCCUGCUAGAUCAACGCAAACAUUAAGAAGCGAGCUGUUUGGGUUAGCUGCUCAGCAGGGCCCUUUGCUUCGCUGGACGGGUUUUCUCCCCGUUUUUAUUCUUCAUAAGGAAACACUAUCUGAUCGUGAAUCAGCAUCAAUCCUCGUGAGCGUGCAAUCAAUGUUAGUGUUCUCACCAUGGCAACAGAAGACAAGAAACCAGAGACUGACACUAAGCCUCCAGUCGUUCCAUCAGCAUCUGCCAGCCAAAGCAAGUCUGCACCCGCGAAGCCAAACUACAGCCUGAAAUUCACAUUAGCAGGACACACAAAGGCCGUGUCCUCCGUCAAGUUCAGCCCAAGUGGAGAAUGGCUCGCCAGCUCAUCUGCUGAUAAACUCAUUAAAAUCUGGGGAGCGUAUGAUGGCAAGUUUGAGAAAACUAUAUCUGGACACAAGCUCGGCAUUUCUGACGUUGCCUGGUCUUCUGACUCCAACCUCCUGGUGUCGGCGUCUGACGACAAAACCCUAAAAAUCUGGGACGUCAACUCGGGGAAGUGCUUAAAAACCCUGAAAGGCCACAGCAACUACGUGUUCUGCUGCAACUUCAACCCCCAGUCCAACCUUAUCGUGUCGGGAUCGUUCGAUGAGAGCGUAAGGAUAUGGGACGUAAAGACUGGGAAGUGUUUGAAAACACUGCCGGCUCACUCCGAUCCCGUUUCUGCUGUUCACUUCAACAGAGAUGGCUCUCUGAUUGUGUCCAGUAGCUACGACGGCCUCUGCCGAAUCUGGGACACAGCGUCAGGGCAGUGUUUAAAAACUCUCAUUGAUGAUGACAACCCUCCUGUUUCGUUUGUGAAGUUUUCUCCCAAUGGGAAAUACAUCCUGGCUGCUACUCUGGAUAACACGCUGAAGCUGUGGGACUACAGCAAAGGAAAGUGCUUGAAGACAUACACGGGCCAUAAAAACGAAAAGUACUGCAUUUUUGCAAAUUUCUCUGUCACCGGGGGGAAGUGGAUUGUAUCAGGCUCUGAGGACAACAUGGUUUACAUCUGGAACCUACAGACAAAGGAGAUCGUGCAGAAACUCCAGGGCCACACAGACGUCGUCAUAUCGACGGCCUGUCACCCAACAGAGAACAUCAUCGCAUCUGCUGCUUUAGAAAACGACAAAACCAUCAAGCUAUGGAAAAGCGACUGCUAAUUCAGUUGGGGGUUGUUGUUUUUUUUUGGGGGGGGGGGGGGGGGGGGGGCUUUUGGCCUAUUCACCUUUCUAUAUAUAUGUUGUUUUGGUUUUUUUCUACAUUGUGCUGUAAAACGAGAGGACCUUCCUUUUUUUAAUGGAGUUCCCGACGGAUGCAGAGAACUUUAACUGAAAUUGAGCAAGGAGUGUCAAUCGCUUCAACCACCAAUCAGCUUGGCAGUGAAUAUCUUCCUCACACCUGAUGACGAGUGUCAGGUUUAUUUGUCUCUUUAAAAAAAAAAAGUUAAUCGUGUUAAAGAAGCAUUCAUCUGUUUCAGUAUUUCUGACUGCAUUUGGCUCUCUGCUCCAUAACAGCUACUGUACAAUAAAUGUUAUUACCAGGCCUUUGUAUGAUUCCUGUUGUCCUUUUAAUUUGUCUGUGUAACUGUAAAGUACCAUUUAAAUGAAGAGGAGAUAUUUACAUUAAGCUUUGGUCUUAAUAAACUGAAAAAAGAA